UUCGCUUUUCUGCUUCAUUCGUUUUCUUUCUACCCCUCUGCUCACCGUCGCCAAGUCACUGACCCAUCAUCCAUCAGUCGAACGGUGGAAAGUGUCAAGUGAUGAUGUGUUGUUGAUAAAAAUUUUCGCGUUCCGUUCGGUUUUUUUUUGACGAUUGACAUUGACCAGCGAAACAAAAGGGAAAGUGAAUUUCGCGUAAAAAUCGGGAGAAUUUUCGGGUUUUUGGAGUGCAAACAGGUGAAAAUCAAUACUGGCAAGCUUUGACCAUCGGAAAAUGAUCCAAUCAUGAUCGGGCUAUUCUGGUUUCUGGUGAUUAUCGUGCUGAUUUAUUUGGCGAUUACUUGGUUGUUGCCGCAAUGCAUUGGAUACAUCUUGAAACGAAAGUUCAACAUCAAAAUUCGCUUUGGUCGGAUCAGUUUGCCGUUUUCCCUGCGGGAUGUAAAUGUUUGCAAGAGCGGCUUCUCGGUGCAAAUCGAUGAAAUCUGUAUACGCAGCAGUUUCUUCAAUUCGGAGGUGACUAAACUGCUGUCGAUAAACAUUCGAGACAUACGCGUCAACAAGGACAUCAAUCGACGGCAGCAGAACCAAUUCCAGUCUUCAUCUUCGGGUCAAUCAUCGAACCAACAGUCAAAUGCCGAAUCAGACGCGUUUCUUGGUGCCCGUGGCGCCCAACGGAAGAUCUUGGACUUCCGUGAGAAAAAAGUUCAUCCUAUGAUCAUAAAGUUUGCCCAAUUUAUGGCCGUUCAUAUUAAUAACGUGUCAGUUGCCCUGCUGAACAACGAUCACGAUCCUGGAUGGCUUCUGCAUGCCACCGCUAAGGAGCUUCAUCUUGAUGGCAGUCUCGUGCAUAACACCAAGACAAUGCUGGUUUCGGCGGCUCUUUGCGAUGCACAGGCUAAAAUUCUCCGGCAUUGUCAGGCUUCAAAGAAGUUGGAGAAGCCACGGCCGGGUGACUCUCAGCCCUGUCUGGGAGAGCUCAGUUUUGGAAUUGCCCUGGACAGUGUCCUGGUUGCUCAUGGACCCAUUUCUCUGGAAAAGCUGCAAUUGGCCAUGACCAAUACAAAAGCGGUCCUCCAUGGGGGACUUUACGAAUUCAUUAAAGACGCUCAGAGCCAAAAGCGUCGGCACCAGAUGUUCCUUCGCCAGAACAGCAUAAAUUUAGAUCAUGUUCCCAAGUUCGACGGAGAAACAACUAGCGGUAGCGAGACCUAUCUUCGGAUUGCGCCCAUAAUUCCGAAGAACUUUGCAAUCAAUAUCGAGAACACGACCAUUUCGGCCGUCAAAGAGAACAGCUCUAAUGAUUUCGCUGCCACGCUGCAGACGUUCACCAUAACCGGCAAGUUCAACAGUAGGAACGCCUCGGAUGAAUUCCGUAUGCCGAUGUUCUACGUGGGAACACAGCUACAGCAGCUGGAAAUCGAUACCAUGCAGGAGAAGCUGCUCUACCUGGAGCAGUUCAGUGUGGACGCCAAGCUGGAGAAGGAUCUGGUCAACAUCUACUCGAAGCUGGCCUCGUUCAGAAUGAUCUACCAGCACAAGGAGAUCUACGGAUGGAUCAGCAAGAAUUUCUUCUCCAGUGAGCGCUUGGCGCGCCAAAUGAAUCCGAAGAGCCUGAAGUUGGCCACCGGAAUGGGCGGAAGCGGUUCUGGCGGAAGGAUGGCCGGAGCCGGUGCCGGAGGAAUGUGGGAGGAGAUUUUCAAACGGGUGGUGAUUACGGGAUGUGCGGAGCUUUGGAACGUGACUUCGGUGUUCAAGUUCGGACCGCAGGAGAUCUCCUCGAUCUGCUGCAACCACACCAAACUGUUGCUGGAUCAGUUUGCGGAGAGCCGCAGCAGCGCCUACGACAGUCGUCUGCUGAAUCAGGUGUUGCAGAAGCGCCACUGGAGCGCCGAGCUGCUCAUCGAAUCGUUGUGGUGGUCUCUGAGUGGAAGCGCAUCGCACAAGGACUUCGGCCAAAGUCUGAAGAAGAGUCACAUCCGGGAAAGCCCUUUUUACGUCGGGGUAAGUUUGAUCAAGUUGAGCAGCUAUGGCGACGCAACGAAGCUUGAUUUCACCAUCCACACAUUCCGCACGGAGUACAGCCCGGGACUGGCCGACUAUCUGGUUCAGGCGAAGCAAUGUUUGGAACAGUAUCGAUCGUCGAAACUCUCGCGGAGGGGAUCGAUCAAUUUAUCUUCGGCGGACAGUCAGUCGGAGGCGAGUGCAUCUCCGUCCAAGCGUCCGAAGCCGGGUCUGCUGAUCAAUGCCAAAGUUACGGAUAUCACUAGUUUCUUCUUCAACAAGUACGAUACGUGCAUUCUGGCCAAUUUGAACGAGCUGUCUUUGGCAAAGACCCCAGCCAUCAACGUGGUCAAGUUGGAUCAGUUCCAUAUGGAGGUGCUGGAUUUCCGCAAUAUCAGCGGAUCAGACUUUUCGGUUGCCGAAUUGCAGAAUAUGUUUGCCAACUUCAAGGUUAUUCGGUUGGAGCACACGGAACAUCCCAAGCACCCAAAGCUGGCGAUUCAUUUCCUAGAAGACACCGGCGCCAUGUGGAAUGCCAAUCUUCACAUGCAUAUCGUGACCCUUUUCAGCGAAAUCAAAGAACUAAAGGCAGCCUUGAAGACGAAGGAGAUGGCGCAGCCUCCGUUGGAGUUACCGAGAGAGGAACCUCCGAAAAGCCCAUCGGGCGACAGAAAAUCGUGGAUCAUCGAUGUCUACGCGGAAGGAAGUGCGGAGUUUGCUAUUAAGAUUAGCGAUCGCCAUUCGAUGCAAAUCUACAGCGAGAAUUUGUACGUUAGCCGGAAGGAUCGGUGGUUCAUUUCGUUCGAAAAUAUUUUUAUCAAGAUCGACGAUCAACAUAUCUUCACGUUCAAGGACGUGGACAGUCAUCAACUGCCGGAAAUGGACGUGCUGCGGUCGGAGAGGAAGCACUAUGAAAACUUCCGGUUGGCGAGCAAUAAGGUUUGGGCGACCUCGAUCGGUGUGGUGAGGAUAAUCUUCCCGUACGAUCACGACUUCUACGGAGCCAUUGUAAACGAGUUUGUCUCGAUCUACAAGUGGUUGAAGCUGAUACACGGCUACAAAAAGAAGCCGUUUACGCAGGACUCACCGCUGCCUAGUGACAUGUUCAUACAGAUCAAGGAAUUCUUGAUGGAGAUGAGCGACGAUCCGUUUGAGGUGAAAUUAAGGGAUAAUUACGUUUUAUUACUAGACGAGUAUAAUGAAAGUGUUAAGCGGAAGGAGCUGUUUGACCAUAAAAUUCAGCAACUGUGUAUGGAGAGAUUGAUACUGCCGGCGGGAACGUUGGAGGAGUUGAACGCCAAUUUGAUCAAGAAGAACUCCGAGAUCUACAUUCAGCGAUCGAAGAAAUUGGCUGAGACAGGUCCUCCGCGCACGAGACUGAUAGCCUGGAUCAUGACUGAUUUGGAGAUUAUGGCCAUGGCUGAUCCCUCUGUGCAUGGAACGGAGAAUGCGGUUCGCAUGAUUCGGGAUAUUGAUGCCGAAAGUCCAUGGCCUGAGGAAGGUAUCGAAUUCGUCACGCUUUGGUGUCGCGCUGUAAAUGUCAGCUGUACGGAGUGGAAAUUCAUGCUGAGGGAUUACCCACAACCGAUGUUCCACGUGAAGGCUAUGCAUCUCUUUGGACACUUGGCCGGAGCAGAGAUGGCACCUCCAAGAAGAGCCAAACGAGACGUUGACAUAGAAGUUGGCGAUCCUUUCGGAACCCAUACGAUUCAACGGAGCAUGACCUCGAUCAAGUUCUACCACGACUUCGAUUGGGAGCUAGAUUACCUAGCGUACGCAUUUGGACCCUGCUGGGAACCGGUUAUGGCCCAGUGCAAUCUGAUGAUGGAGAAGAUCUCCGCUCCGUCCAGAGAUCCAAGUCCCCCGCUUCCGUUCUGGGAUAAAAUGCGGCUUCUUAUGCAUGGACGUCUCACGAUAAUCGCUAAGCAGUUCACCAUCCUUCUUCACGCAUCGCUGGAUCCCUACAACACCACCGAGGAAAUGGAACUGACUUGGAAUAACUGCGGCAUCGUCUACACGAACGCCAAGAUAAUGUUCAAAGGCGAUCUCAACGUGUAUGUUAGGACUGCCUCCCGGUACGACGAUUGUCGACUGCUGCAUCUACCCAAUCUGAAACUGACCUUCAAAUUGAACUGGAUCUGUCUCGCAAAUCCAAACGACCACCACGCCGUUAUCCCUUGCGCUCCGGACAAACUUCCCGAGUACUCCAGUAAUCAAGUGCACGACUCGUUCCGUGCUUUCCGUUCGCAGAACCUCAACAUCUGGGUAUCGUUCGAAAUCAAGCAGAACGUAUCCGAUGCGGAUAUUCCGAACUUGGUACUGUAUGGCAGCACUCUUCGCUGGUUCGAGAGCCUGAAGCUGAUCUUAUCGGGUGUGACGAGACCGACCCGUCGAGGACCGGUUUUCAACAACGUUCGUCCGCGAAAGAAGCAGCUCAGUCGGCAUUAUAAGCGCGCAAAUUUGCAGAUGAGUUUGCACAAGUUUCAGAUUUUCUAUUGGAUGUCGCACGCGUUGAAUCGAGGCUUCCAGCUAAACGGCGGGAGAAUUACGCUCAGUUCAGAGCAUACGCUAACCUUGUCGCCUAUCGACGAUGGCCUGAUUCACAGACCGAGGGCCGAUUGGGCCAUCAUGUACAUGAAUUGCGAGCUGAACGAUGCGGAAAUUUGGCUCAGGACAACGACGAUCAGCGAUAGAUCCGACGGCAGCUCGGAGAGUAUCUCCAACUCGAAUGGGGACAUUUGUAGGUAUUACUUUUUGAGUGUGGCUAAGGUGUCCUACGGUCGGGAGGCUCUGUUGGCCAAUGGCAAUGAACGAGAGAAAGACACCCCCACGCAUAAGUUGGUUGUGUACGACCUGAAAGGAGCUUGGACCAAAGAUAACCGGGAUGUGGCUUUUGCGUUGUUCGACUCGUUUAUGAAAAGUCAACGGUUGAAGAACAAUUUGUCUACGGAAGCAUUAAAGUGCUUCCGGAAGGAGGGGAACAACACUCCGUUAAAGUCUCGCAACAGUCAGGACAAGACGAGCGGCACGCAUCAUUCGGAUGGUCGCGGUAGUCAGGGACAUAUCAACAGUAAACGUCAGGAGACCUCCGAUGGUCUGGUUAUGUUGCAGCAGCUGAUAUCAGAAGCGGAUCACAAAUCGGUAGUAUUUAGUGAUGAUCUUUCCGCGCAGACGAGGCAGCAGCAGCUGAAGGGACUCCAAGCAUGUCAAGAUGGUGGUGUGCUGCACUACAAUUGGUUCAUUUCGUUGGUGAAUUCGCAGGUUUUGCUGAAGGGAUGCGAGACUUCGGGAUAUGUGAUAUUGAGCGCUGCUAAAGCGGAGAUCUUACAGAGGGUCCAUCGGCCGGUUUGGAGAGAUCACACGAUCGUAUCCAAAACAACGUGGGUUGGAUCGUUGGAAUGUAUGCAAUAUUAUGCAACGGUUAGUGCGGAGGAUGGAGAUACCCGCGAGAUGGCAGAGAUUAUGUGGCUGACUGUAGAUAACAUUCAAGAAAAGGACAGAGGUGCAACUGUGAUAAACGAGUUUCCGGAUUUACCUCAUUUGGUAGGAAGUGGACAGAGUGUGGGCGGGGUUGUCUCGGAAACUGUGGGAGGUGUGUCUGGUGAUGUUAGUCGCGAUGGAAAGUCGCCAAUUCAGCUACAACGAAUUGUAUCUAGGUGUAAGUGUGAGUUUUUCUACGUAAGCUAUGGUGAAACAAGCAUAGAUCCGGGGACUAUCAGCGAAGUGCCGGCUCCACCAGUGGAAGAAAGUUUGAGUCCUUGGGAGAACCAGGAUGAACCAGUGGAUGCUUUUACAUUGAUGCAUCACGAUCUGGAUGUAUGUACGAAUUCACUUCAGUACGCCAUGAUCCUGGACAUCGUUAACAAUUUGCUUCUCCAUGUGGAGCCACAGCGAAAGGAAGCUUCAGAGAGGCUAGCUAGAAUGCGCUUUCAGCUGCAGCUGUACAGCAGUGAAGAUCAGAAGCGACCCAUUCAGCACAUCCAAACGGAAAUUCGAGGCUUGAUGUCGAAAAUACGAUGCCUGGAGAAGGACAUCCAUUUCAUUACCAAAGCUCGCCUGGAGGAAGGUGACAGUGAUGAGCUGCGGAUAGAGUACGAAGAAGUUCAGAAGAUGAUUCGCGAAUACAAAGAAAUGCUGUCAAAUAAAAGCGACGAGCUGGAUAUCAUGCUGUCGUGCUACAAUGAGGCACAACUAUCGGCCUCGAAUCGACUGGCCACUAUUCGCAAAGAUAAACCACUGACCAUCGUCCGUGCCAAUGAAAUCUGCUUCAAACAUGCCCAGUGGAGGCUUACCGAAGCUGAUGGUCAGAUUGGCAUCGCCGAUUUGAUCCUUAGCAACUUCCUUUACACCAAAAACUCCAAAAGUGACGACUCCGUUGAUCAUCUUCUGGAGCUGGGUUACAUCAGAAUCAACAACCUGAUUCCCCGAGACAACUACAAAGAGGUGCUGUGUCCUACAGAGAUCCAACGUGACAUGCCAGUGGAUCACAAACGAGUGCUGCGAGUAUUUUGCCGAGAGAAACCUCCCGUCGGUGGAAUAUCCGUGAAAGAGCACUUUGAAAUCAACGUAGUUCCUAUAACGAUCGCCAUUUCCAAAAAGUUCUACAACACUAUGUUGAAGUUCUGCUUCCCUGAUCGGGACGCUUCGGAAACGGAGGGUAACGAUGAGUUGGAAGAUGGAGCGAGCACAAGCUCGGGCUCUUCGCUAUCGACUAAGGCAAGCUCCAAGAAGGCGGUCAGUAGCAGUUCCAAGGGUAAGAAAAGUUCCAAAGAUAGCAAUUUCUACGUGAAGAUCCAGGAUGACGUGGAGAAGAUGAAGGAGCGGGCUGAGAAGAACAAGCUUUUCAUCUAUAUCAAAAUACCGGAGGUGCCUGUUAGGGUUAGCUACAAGGGUAACAAGGAGAAGAACAUCGAGGACAUUACGGACCUGUCGCUGCUGAUUCCGACGCUGGAGUACCACAAUGUGACGUGGACCUGGUUGGAUCUGCUGCUGGCGAUGAAGUCCGACAGCCGGAAGGUGCUGCUGUCGCAGGCGAUCAAGCAGAAACUGAAGCUAAAGAAGGUGCUAGUGGAUGAACAACCGUCUCCACAGGAAGAGGACAAGGCGAAAAUGUUGUUUGGCAAUCGUCAUGCGAGAGCUCGGAAUAAGCCGGAGAAUAAAAGCCUCCGACGAGGAGUGUUCAAGUUCGCCAAACCGUAGGUUUAUCACAAGUAAGUAUUUUACAAAGAAAAUUCUAUUUAACUACCACCAGUAGUACUGAUGCACACCACAUAAUCAAGGGUGAUCGAUUCUAAAAGAACGCAUUAGAUAAGAACCAAAUAUUAGGGGAAGUGAUUUACACAUCAGCCAAGCUCUAGUCCCAACGAUGUACUCACGCAGAAGUAGGUGAUUACCACAUCACAAAGAACUCAGUGAAGGUUUAAAUUAAAAACUUGAAAAGUAUUAUGAUUUCAUUGAUUACAAUAGAAUUUGCCUAAGCGUGUUGGUGAUCCACCGUGGCAGAAGAAUUAAUAUCUACAUCAUCAUCUAUCUCUCUAUUGGGCAAUAAAGUUUUGUGGUAUUCUCAAAAAUGCUUCGAAUAAUACUACCCUUUGCUGUCGUUUGUUUGGUGUUAUUUAAAUCUUGUAUACAUUUGUAGCUCUUAUAGUUUUCUAAAUUGUGGCAAUGAAAAGCAUUUCAAUUAUUAAAUUUA
Aedes aegypti (yellow fever mosquito) is the source of this 7693-nucleotide messenger RNA. It is a transcript of the gene hob, whose product is annotated as protein KIAA0100. The transcript is spliced from 7 exons. The coding region runs from base 286 to 7200 and encodes 2304 amino acids. The record is from RefSeq and is a predicted model, not a curated record. NCBI's taxonomy places the organism in Eukaryota, Metazoa, Arthropoda, Insecta, Diptera, Culicidae.